AUGCCUUUCUCAUCGUCGCCGUCGUCGUCGUCUCGGGCUCGCGCUACUCUCUCGCUCACAGCGCGCACGGCUGCUAGUUCCCUUUUGGCUGUAUCGAUUCUGAUGGCUGGCACAGUAUCUGCAGCGAGCGCGGAACCUGCACGCGGGAUUGCUUGGCCCUGGUUCUCCAACACGUCAGCAUUGACCUUUGAUGGCUCGUCGUGGGUGUACAAUUGGGAGCUCUACGAGCCCACGGGUGGACCCAUCGGCUCCAUGGAGUUCGUGCCCAUGGUGCGUACCGAGGCAGACCUGCAAUACCUCACCUCCUACCAGACGGUCAAGGACGCCUCCUGGCUCAUGGGCUUCAACGAGCCAGACAUGAGCACCGACGUGGGCGGAAGCAACAUCAAUGCCACGUACGCUGCCCAGCUCUGGAAGACUCACAUUGCACCCCUGCGCUCUGACAGCCUCAAACUCGUCGCUCCAGCCGUGUCCAGCUCAGGCGCUGCGGGGCAGGGCCCUAGCUGGCUAGCAGACUUCCUAGCCGCUUGCGACGGUUGCAUCUUUGAUGCCUACGCCUUCCACCCCUACGCCUCGAACCGUUGGGGAGUCUCGGCGCUCAUUGACAAUUUCCUCGAGCUUGGCCACACGCCCGUCUGGGUGACCGAAUUCAACACCUACACGCCUGAAGAGAGCGGCGCGCCCUUCGUCGAGUAUAUGAUCGACUACUUCAACAAUAAGACGACCGAGGAAAUCGCGAGAUACUCGAUGAUCUCGAGGGUAGCGCAGAACACUGCCACGCAGGCAGACUUGAUCUACCUCAAUGGCAGUCUCACGCCUGCGGGCGAAACGUACAAUUCUUAUGAGGUCCAGGAACGCGCUCAGGAUACCUCUACGUCGUCUCCCUCUUCUUCAUCGUCGGCGGCGACCCAUUCGUCAGCUGCCAUCUACGCCAACAGUGCGCCAGAAGAGCACCUUGUAGCACCCGCUUCACUCAUUGGUCUCGGUUUCCUAGCAUUGGCAAUACUUGCAUUUGUAUCAUAG
This is a messenger RNA of Microstroma glucosiphilum, 1023 nucleotides long. RefSeq lists its product as hypothetical. Lineage: Eukaryota; Fungi; Basidiomycota; Exobasidiomycetes; Microstromatales; Microstromataceae. The coding region runs from base 1 to 1023 and encodes 340 amino acids. The record is from RefSeq and is a predicted model, not a curated record. The transcript has 2 exons. Gene Ontology annotation, biological process: fungal-type cell wall polysaccharide metabolic process. Gene Ontology annotation, cellular component: fungal-type cell wall.